UUCUUGAUAGCAAUAUCGAGUAAUCGUUAUCGUGAUUACUUAACUCUCUUCCAAUCCAAUUAGUAUUGUUUACGAUGCUUGAGAGAUAGCACUGGUGUUACAACUUAUGACGUGGUUUGCUUAUUAUGGUUUUAAAGAGGCUUUGCAAAAAGCUAUGGUUGAUUUUCCUGUUUCAAUCGAUCGCGAUGGAAAAAGAAGACCCGUCAUCAAAGAGUGGAAUGGCUGGAUAUGGAGUGUGGUACAGUGCAGAUGAUAUCCUAGAAGUCUUCAACCGAAGAGAAUAUAUGCAGAUGCCUGGAGUAAGGGCAGUGUUGUCCACAUAUGAAGAUAUCGUGGGUAAGCCGCCUCACAAUCGCACAUAUUCUGACCCACCUGUGGAAAACAGAUUCCCAUUCAUCGCAAUUGAAGGAACCCACAGAGACAGUAGAAUCAUCAUGGGCAAGGAGCUAGCCAACUACCUUCAAGCCACCUACCUCGGCAACCCUCCGAGGUCCAUGGUUCCCCUACGCAAGAUGUUUGACCGCGAGAAAGGAAUGAUACGGAAGGCCUAUUUCUCCCUGUGCAUGUAUGUGGGAGGUCACCACGUACGAGAAACCUGGCUACGGGAGCCUGUCGUCACUACAGGGUACUGGUUGGACCAGGCCGCCUUCUCGAUCGCCCAGAGGUUCACCUUAGAAACCCUUCCACCUCCUGGGUCCCCAGUAUAUCAGUGGCCAGACGACCUGGUGCGUCCUGACGUCGCCUUCUUUCUCAACAUCCCCCAGCUCAAGUGGGGCGACCGCCCUGUUAAUAUGUUCCGACCCAAACUUGCAGAAGUCUACAGUAGAAUAAAAGGAGUGAGAAUUAUCGAAAUAAAUCAAACUGGAACCUACAGGAAGAUCUUCGCCAUCAUGAGGUCACGACUUCAUAAGAUGUUCAAACCUUUGUUCCGACAAACAAAGCAACAAGAAAUAGAAGAGGAAGAGAAAGGACUUGGGUAAAAAUAACUAUUAUGAUAGUAGUUACGAUAGCAGAUAAAUGUUAUUCUAAUCUCUGUAAAUAUAUUUUGUACGUAUCAUAAUAUAUAAAAAUAAAUAUUUUCUUAGGUUAAACCUUUUAAAUAGGAAA
This is a messenger RNA of Homalodisca vitripennis (glassy-winged sharpshooter), 1107 nucleotides long. Its product is annotated as UMP-CMP kinase 2, mitochondrial-like. The coding region runs from base 126 to 980 and encodes 284 amino acids. The transcript is spliced from 6 exons. Lineage: Eukaryota; Metazoa; Arthropoda; Insecta; Hemiptera; Cicadellidae. The record is from RefSeq and is a predicted model, not a curated record.